CUUGUACGUCAAUUUUCUCUAAUUUGCUUUUCCUUUUGAUAAGUCCUUCCUACCAGUCCCCACCUUUUCCCUCCCUCAUGUCCUCCUCCGGCGAGACCCUUCCGCAAACCGACCCGGACUCGUCUCCGGGUACAACCCAAGCCCGGAACCAGAACCCAUUAACCAUCCACCACGUCUCCUUCAACCAAGACAACACCUGCUUCUCCGCCGCCACCGACUGCGGCUUCCUCGUUUUCAGCACCGACCCUUACGGCCCUCAAUUCCGUCGCGACUUCAACGCCGGUCUGUCCCUCGUCUCCAUGCUCUUCCGCUUCCAACUCUUUGCCCUCGUCGGCUCCUCUCCCUCCCCUGCCGCCGUCAACACGAACGCCAACACCAAAGCCCUCCUUUGGGACGACAACGUCUCCCGCUGCGUCGGCGAGCUGUCCUUUCGUUCCCCAAUCCGCUCCCUCCGCCUCCGCCGCGAUACCAUCGUCGUUGCCCUCCUCCACAAAAUCUACGUCUACAACUUGUCGGACUUCAAACUGUUGCACCAGCUGGAAACGACGUCGAAUCCAAAGGGCUUGUGCGAGGUUUCGCAGGUGUCUGGACCCAUGGUGUUGGUUUGCCCGGGGCUGCAGAAGGGAGCAGUGAGAGUAGAAAAUUACGGGAGUAAAAGGACUACAUUUAUAAAUGCUCAUAGUUCGAACAUCACGUGCUUGGCUUUGACUUAUGAUGGCAGGGUCUUGGCCACUGCUAGUGCUAAAGGAACUUUAAUUAGAGUUUUUAAUGCUUUGGAUGGGACAUUGAUUCAAGAGGUAAGGAGAGGGGCAGACCGAGCAGAGAUAUUCAGCCUUGCUUUCUCUUCCACUGCCCAGUGGCUAGCUGUCUCAAGUGACAAAGGAACGGUCCAUGUCUUCAGCCUCAAGGUUGAUUCUGUAGUUUUAGGGAAUGAUGGGUCAAGCAGUGCAUCUGAAUCACCUCUUUCUAAUCAAUCAGCUUUAUCAUCCCUUUCUAUUUUAAAAGGUGUAUUGCCAAAGUAUUUCAGCUCAGAGUGGUCAGUGGCUCAAUUUCGGCUGCCUGAAGGCACACACUACAUUGUUAGUUUUGGACAACAAAAAAACACAGUCAUGAUUAUUGGCAUGGAUGGAAGCUUCCUUCGAUGCAAGUUUGACCCAGUGAAUGGUGGACCGAUGUCUCAACUUGAAGCUCACAAUUUCUUAAAGCCAGAAGAAACAUUUUCGAAGUCAGACUGAAGAUACUAUUAAGAGGAAAACUUCAACUGUAAAGAACAGAUAUAGGGUGUAUAUAUCAAAUGUAAAUGAAAGUAAGUUAGCUUUCAGUCUUGGUCUUGACUUUUACUGGCCAUAAGAAUCGAUAAUCGUUUGUCUCAAUACUGUCACUAACAGCUUGAAAAUUUUCCAAAUUGGUCAUA
Messenger RNA from Theobroma umbraticum, 1414 nucleotides. Its product is annotated as autophagy-related protein 18a-like. Gene Ontology annotation, molecular function: protein binding. NCBI's taxonomy places the organism in Eukaryota, Viridiplantae, Streptophyta, Magnoliopsida, Malvales, Malvaceae. The record is from RefSeq and is a predicted model, not a curated record.